Planococcus citri (citrus mealybug) is the source of this 4685-nucleotide messenger RNA. Its product is annotated as retinaldehyde-binding protein 1-like. The transcript is spliced from 6 exons. Gene Ontology annotation, cellular component: membrane. The record is from RefSeq and is a predicted model, not a curated record. Gene Ontology annotation, molecular function: phosphatidylinositol bisphosphate binding. NCBI's taxonomy places the organism in Eukaryota, Metazoa, Arthropoda, Insecta, Hemiptera, Pseudococcidae. Bases 323 to 1210 code for a protein of 295 amino acids.
CAUCGAUAUAAAGAAUGGAGUAUAAUAUUUCAAUUAAAAUUUGGAAAUUCCUCUUUAUUUAAAAAAGUACGAAUUGGAUUACCUAAUUUACUAUGGAAAUUUCUGCUACGAUUUCUGUUAUAAACGAUGUUACGAAUAUUUUUUCAUUUCAUUCAUUGCCAUGCCGUGGCGAAUGUCAAGUGCAACGAGUGGACAUUAUCGAAAAAUUGCGGACUUUUAUUUUAUAGUGUGAAUUUCACGAGUAUCUGAUUAUAUUAUUAUUGUUGUUAUCAAAUCGACCAUUUCGCAAUACAUCUCUCCAACUGAAUAGUAAAGCAUUACAAUGAAGAUUCUUGAUUCAAAGUCGCAAAAAGAAGAGGAAAUUAUACGUGAAAUUUGCCAGUGGGUUGAAAAAAAUAAUGCAAACCCGGAAUAUAAAGAAAAUGAAUACGCGAUUCGACUUCAAUAUAAAUUUUUCGGAUGUGAUGUGGCAAAAGUGAAGAAAAAUUUGAGUCUAUACUAUAAGAAACGAAGUCAAGUAAUAACUCAGUAUGGCAGAUAUGACAAUAUUUAUGAAAACUUAAGAAAUUCAUACGAUAUGGUAGCAGGAGGUCUCUUACCCGAAAAGAAUCCAUUUGAGCAUUCGGUUAUAAUAGUUAAAGUUACGAAUUAUGAUAAAGAUAUUAAUUUCAUGGACGGCCAAAUGCGUCUCAUUCUUGCUGUUGAAACGCUUCAAAAAGAAGAUCUUCUAGGGAAAAAAGUCAUCUGCGUUAUUGAUUAUUCGGGAAUUUCAUUGAGUUAUUUAUUCAAACUGAAUAUAUUUGCGCUUCAGAAAGCUUACAAAACUUGGAAAGACUUUGCUUUCUUAUCGUGUUCUGAAAUACAUCACAUCAAUAUGCCACUGUAUUCUCAUUACAUCGUCAAUUUAGCCAAUUACAUCUUGGAUGAAAAAUUGAAAAAAGUUAAUUACUACCACACAGAAAACUUGAGUGAGUUUUACGAACACGUGCCCAAAGAAAUAUUACCGAAAGAAUACGGUGGAAACGCUCCAGAAAUCAAAGAACUAAGCGAGAUUUGGUAUGAAGAAACGAUGAAACGUUGUGAUCCUGUUAUCGAGCACUUUAAAACACUAGCUGAAAAAUCAACAAAAAUCAAAAAAACUUCAAAAUCUUUCUACGAGAUCCCUUUUAAAUUAUUUGGAAAAUUAAGAAAACGAACAAACGCAACAUGAAAAUCUAUUCUGCGAAUUUUUUUUGUACUCAACAUCGCAUUGAAAACCGCCCGCGCCCGUUUUUCUGCAAAGAUAAAGACUGUAAAACAAAAAAAAGUUCAUAUUCAGGUGCUUCCAAAUUAAUAAUGUAGGUAUUUGCAUUUGAGUUUAUGGGUACCUGGUACCUUUACCUACCUAUAUAGCCAGGUCCCCCUUGGACAUGAUUUGACCAACAAAAAAAAACGUAUAAUAAUAAGUAUGUAAAGUAGCAAGGCAUUUUAUAUAAUUUUAGAACUUGUUUUAUUAGGUAAUUGUUUUCUAAAAUAUUUCAAUUACAAACACUUAAAAAAAAACACAGUGAAAGUUUUUAUAGAUGAGAAAACGCUGAAAAUUUAAAAUAUUAAAAAUUUGUAAAUUAACCGCGUCGUCCUUCCCUUGCCACAGAUAUUCAAUUUUUUGCUGACUUAAUGGUAAGCAAUUCACUUUCCGGUUCACUUUGGAAUGAACCGUUUUCUGCGCAGUUAUCUUCCCUAAUUGCUGCUUACAAUUCUCCAAUCCUUAACUAUGCAGGUAGUAUAGGUAGCCGGUAUACUUAUACUCGUGCUGCUUGCACUGGACACCGUUACAGCAAACUUCCAGAUACAUGCCAGUGUGCUGUGCGUGCAUUUAGCCAUUUACGACAGUAAGAUUGUCUCUUUUUCUGAAGUAAAAAGGCGGUCUGCUUAGUUGCUUAUACAAAUGUUAUAGUUUCGAUUCUACAGAAAAGUAAAAAAAAAAAACAACCUCAUCAUGAAGCCAUAAAUUAUGGCGUAAUUGGUUUUGACUCGAGAGUAUAGCUAUUCCUUCAACCAUAUGUUUGAACCAUGACGAUGACGUGCCACCUUAUGUGUACCAUGUAUUUUAAAAAAUCCUUAAUUUUUUCUCUGCUAUUGUUACAUAUACAGACUACAGAGGUACGUACUGUAUACGUCCGAAUAGAAAUUCGGUUCAACAUAUCAUGAAAAUUGUGAGAACAGUGUGUUGUGUGUCGACGCUCCUAAUAUUUGUGCGCGGUGUUCCAUUAGGAGAAGAAAAUGAGCUGCAAAAUGAAAUUCACGAAGGACAACGAGCUUCGGAGGAAUCAAGAGGAUAUUUUCAAUCCAUUACAGACACAGUGAAAGAGUACACUGUCAAUAAGGUGCUGAAUAUGUUUAAAACUAUGCCUGGUAUGGAGUAGGUACCAAUAAUUAACAAUUCACCUAUAAUCAUAAAAUUCAUAUCAACCAGUGUUUUCUAAUGGUCUGGACUUCAAUUUGCUCGAAUACAUUUGAAUUGCAGAAAAAGAGUGCAAACUCAGAUUAGCACCUGCACCACAAAAAAGACCAUCUUAAUUCGAACGAAUUGCCUGCCUGAAAAAUAUAGGAAACUUGAUACCUACAGAAAAUCUUACUCGGAAAAAUGUGCUUUAUGCGACAGAAAGGCCAUUGAUUUCUGUACAGAUGUUUAGGGCUAAUUGUGAUGAAGAUCCUGUCCCCUCUUCCGUCACACGGUACAUAGCCUACAUACAAAAUGAAAGUGCCAAGUACCUAUACUGUCGUAAUGCACUCAUUGAUGAAGGUUUUCAUUGUUUCUAUUAAAAAUGCCAACGAUUUGUGGUACCUACCUAGGUACCGUGAAUAAGAUGUCCCAAAAUUUGUAAAACUGUAAUUUCUCAGAUCAAAAGCUAUGGUUAUUCAGUGAUUCUCAAUCCGAGUUGAGGUAAAAGUGAUUUAUCAAAAAUAAAAUGCCAAGAAGCGAAAAGAAUUUAACCAAUCCCUAUCUGUAAGGAAUUAAAAAUUAUCAGGAUUUUUUCCGAUAAAAAACACUUCCUAUCUCAUUUGCGUCAGUUUGUAAUCUUUCUACUUUUUGUGAAUUGUUGAAUAGAGAUUCGGGAUAAAAAUGAAAACAAUGGCACUUUUCUUAAAUUUUUAAGGAAAAUUUUCAUUUAUAGAGCGUUUUUUAAUUCACAAAAAUGGUCUUUAUUCGAUUCUAUAACGAUUUACUCUCCCCUUCCAAUGCAACAUUUUGAAUUUUCGUAUCCCUACUCCUCAGAUAAACGGGAAAAUGUUGUCAAUAAAAAAAAAAUUAGUUUGAGAAUAAUUAUGAAUAGUUACUUAGAUACCUAAUCAUACAUACUAGAAAUUUAAAGAGCAAAUUUUUUUGGUUCCUUUAUCGUUAAUACGUACAGAGACAGAAGUCCUUCCUAAUCAACGAGGUACUUUAUUAUUAUAUCAUUUGCGAAAAAAAAAAUUAGACAUAGUUUGCUACUUUCCGGGCAAUGAAGGACGAUUCUCUACGUAUUAGGUAAUUAUAUGUAGCUCAUAAGGUGACAUAAGAUUAAAAAACGCAUUCUCUUCAAUCCAAAAGAUAGGCAAGCUAUCCUACUUGUGUUCAGCAUGGGUUGGCUACUCAAGUAUACUUAUCAGAUGAAAGGGAGCUAGUCGAUGGUCACACACCAAUUAAGACCAUCUAAUGUAUUGAAUAAGAUUUGUAGUGGAACCCUCUUCACCACAUUUUUAAAAAAAUCUUUUUUUUUUUUUACAGAUUUAAUUUAAAAAGCAAUAUUUAUUAAUUAACGUUCUGUCUUCAAUUUAUUAUCACAUUUCAGUCGAAUGCAAGUCAAAAAUCAACAAAUCCGGAAAAUUAAUCGCUACGAAGAAUGGAAAAAAAUUCUGCGAAAAAACGUGCCUUGAGAUUUAUGAAAAGAUAGAUAAUGCGAAAAAAACAAUAAAUGCGAUAAAAAGUUAUCUUCCAUUUGCGCAAACUUUGGAAUUAAAACCAAGACGUCAUCAAAACUCACGUGUAUUCAAAUGCGCUCGAAAUCUCACUGGAACCAAACUCAUAUGCGAUUGCCCACAAGCUCCUCAAUUCAAUUUUGGUAAAUCGUUGAAAAAUUAUUUGGAAAAAACAUUUCUAAAGCCGUCUGCAGCAGCAAGAGAUAAACAUAAAUACUACUAUCCUCCACCAUACUACGGAUACGGAUACAAUAACGGUCCUUUUGGUUCUUAUGGCUCUUACGGUCAUCACGGUCAUCCUUGGGGGUACGGCUUUAAUCCUCUCGGAGAAUUAUUUUCAAUGAUUUUUGCUCCUUUGAAAAUUUUAUUCUUCAUUGUCACGCUACCUUUUUGGAUUUUCCUUUUAGUAUUCCUCGGAAUGGAAUUAGAUGAUAUUUUUGACUAACAAUACUCGUAUUUUGAAAUAAAAACAUCAAAAAUAGAAAAUUAUAAAAAAUGGACAUUUUAUUUUAAAUGGCAUAUUGUGGUCUCACUCGUCAAGAAAUUGUUGGUAACAUCUCAGGUAUAAAUUGUAAGCACAUCUAACAUAUUAUGUACAUGUAAAUACAAUAGGUCUACAUUGGUAAAUAGGUAGGCUAUACAAAAUUAAAAUUUAAUGAGAUGAUGAUAAUCAUAGUACUUAUAAUACUAAAAAUUCGAUGAUAGGUAGGUAAGCGUACGAGGUAUGCUCGAAAAAAAAACAA